UUGGUUCCCGUCAGCCCCUACUACCCACGACUCGCAAGUUCGCAGCUCGCUCUUCGUCUCGCUCGCCGCCGCUCGCGUUUCCUGACUUCCGUGGCUGUUGCUUUGCUCGCCGGUGAGCCGUGAGAUGGUUGCCGCUCGCUCGCUCGGCUCGGCCCAGCCACGCGAAUGGGCACCAGCACCAGAGACCUCAGUUGCAUGCCAUAUCCUGAGUCCUGACCUUGGCGCUUGGCGGUCUCCAGGUCCAGCUAAGCGCGGCUCCGUGGACGCUAGAUCUGCCGGGAUGGCGGGCUCUGGCCUGACACGGCGAGCCGGCGACGCCCCGCCACUGCGAGUCUGCGAGUGUUCCGUCUGUCCGUCCGACAUCCUCUAGGUUCCAGCACUCCAUUGCGACUCCUCCGGCCGCCGGCUUCCCACUGCAUCUGGCCAUCUCCAGUAAGUACUGUAGAGACUGGUAGAGAUUUGCUGUGAAAUUUAUGUUGCCGUGUACAUUUGCAGAUGCUUGAAAUGGUGAUUUUGAUUUGUGUUUUUGUGAUUUUUUUUUGAAAGAAAGGUAUCCGCCGCUUUAUAUAUAGAGCAUAUAGCGUAACGAUACAUGAACCGAGCAGCGUGUUGGCGCGCCCGUCAAGAGCAAAACGAAAAGCCUUAAGGCCAGCUUACAAAUCUUUGCUAGACAAACUAUCACCACACACUCCAGCGGAACGAUGAUUAGCUCAGGCAAAUGCAGAGAGUCACAACGCUGGAGGUGACCAAAGCCUGAACAUUGGAUUGAACCCACUAUGAUGUAUCUUGCCUCCACUUGAUCUGUGGCAUCGCAUUGGCCCUGCUUACCAGCUGUUGGAUCACCACCUCCAAUUUCUCCUUGAUUUCCAGCUUGAACUUCGCCAACCAUCUUCUGAGCAUCCUUCCAAGACUUACUAUCACCGGCUUCAUUCCCAACCAAAUAGUUCCCUGAAAACACAAGUCAUUCCGUAAUUUCCAAAUUGUACAUAGGACAGGGACAGCAGAGGAAACAACAUUCAUAACUGAAUGUCUCUUAUUAGCAAUCCACAGGUUAGCCACGGAUUCAAAAUCUUUUCCAAUAUUCCAUUCUAAAAUGACACUUACAAUCAUCCACAGAUUAGAUGAAACACAACAAUCAAAAAACAGAUGCCAAAUAGUUUCCUGUUCUGAAUAGAAGCAAGUUUUACCAUUCACUUCUCUCCUUUUGGCAAGUUUAUCUGUAGUAAACAGUUUAUGAAUGGAGCAUACAUCUGGUGUGUCUUUUUUAUUUGGCUUGUUUUUUUGUUUCUGAACUGUUUUGUGAAUUUGUGAUUCAGCUUAUGAACAUUUGUCUGGUGUCUUUCUUUUGGGUUUUUUUUGGUGUGAACUGUUUACCAAAUUUUUACUGAACCUUUUACCAAAUUUAUAUCGAAUUAUACUAUAUAUUGGAUAAUAAACUUCUAGUUAGGCAUACCCUAAAUUUUAAAUCCUGGGUCGAUGGAAGGUACAGAGUCACCACUAUCAUUAUUUGCUUUGAGAUAAUAAUGAUAGAGCCUAGUGCUAGAAGAUGGAAUGUGUAGUAUCACCACGACACCACUACCAUUACUCAUGAUGCAAUAAUUAUAGUAGUAACUCAUUUUGUAUCAACACUAUAUAAUGAGAAGGAAAGCCAGAGGCUUAGUACGGCGAAAAAUAUUUAGUUUCACUUGCUCCACCUAGUGCAUGGUGAGCCGGAAUGCUGGGUUCGGCUCCAUGGCGCCGUCAUUGCCGUCACCCCACAGCAUCAUGUCUGUCCUUGGCAUCAACGCAAUAAGACCCCAAACCGCACAUCGGCAGUCCAGAUGUCGUCCUACUGUAGCCAUCAUUUUUGUAUACGAAAGAAGAAUUAUAUUAUAUUAUAGCUGGGUAUACAUCACGUUAUAAGCACUCUAGAAUACACUUUGUACCGACGCUGUGAAUAGCUCCAAAUCUCAAAUCCAAACCUAACAGUAUAGGUGAACACUUGGUAAAAGGCUUGAGAACAUAUUCCAACGAACAACGACCAAUAUUCUUGCAGGCAGAGUUAAGAAACUUCUUUUUCUUUCUGCCACCGAAGAAUGAAGAAGACUGAUAUGAAACUUAUUCUACCUAGUCUUUCACCGUGACCAGAUCUAACUACAACAAAACGGAGAAGAGAUCAGAGAAAAUUAUUCCAUGGCGGUGACAUCAUCUCUGCCUUGAUGUCACCGUUCAAAGAAAAGUCUCCAUGUCAUCAUGCCAGGAAGUUGUUAAUGUCGUAAUUGUUGCCCUCGUUUUCAACAGAGGCACCAUGGAGAAAACAAAUGCACCCUACCUCCUCCUCAUCUCCUGAGGGAGGAGGAGGAGGAGGAGGAGAUAACUCCCCAAUACCAAGAAACUUGGCAUGGAGAGACUCUAACCCUAAGGUCUCAAUCUACUAGAAAAACUUAUUAAAAAAAUGAUGGAUCCUCUGGCGAGAUGCUGGAGGAGGAAGCGAGGGGGAUCAGCGAUGAUGGAUGCAAGGGCGGCGACGCUAGGGCGAGUCGCAAGGUUGCAACCGUCAUUGGGGACGUGUUUGAAGACGAUUGCAGCCUCGCGACUCCGCCUAGUGUUGCCGUCAUCAGGGGACGCACGAAAGACUAUCCACGAUGACCCGCCGCAGUAGUUCUUCGGGAGGACGGACGCAGUACUCGCCAAUUGUGGAAUUGGUCAUGGGCGUCAGUGCUUCAGUAGUUUAUCUGUAUUGUGCCAUUGCUGAGCGUGUAGUAUAGGUGUUCAGGCUUGUCUAAGGAGACGAUCGUUUCGCCGUUGCCGCCAUUGGUGUAUGCCUGCUGCUAGGCGCUAUCUGGGUCGUCGUUGACGAUCUAGAGGUCCACGUAGAGGAUAACGUCGCUGUCCGCUUGGACUCCUAGGCCGAACCGCUCUAGGGUGCAUUAUGUCCACAAGUUGGACACGAGCUUCCUGUACGACUGUCCUAGUCCCACCAGGAGCGUCUCUUGGUUGCGCAAAGCUCUGCCACAGCACGGUGCCACCGUCCGCGAGGAGCUGGAGGUCGCCGGAGUUGAGGAACGGGAAGACGGGUGUGCGCUUGCCGCUAGAGUUGACGGGCGGCGUCCACAACAUGUUGUCGCUGCCGUUGGUGCUAAACUAUCCAUGAGUGCGAGUUGCCUGCCCUCCAUGUUGUUGAAUGCUAAGAGCGCACCGUGCCGUGUUGAGCGGCUUCACUGGUGGGAGUUAGUUUGUGAAUGUUGUGGCGUAGCUUUUUGCAGUCUUGGUUUUCUCAAAUUGGCAACGGUUUUAGGGACACUAUUCUACUUUACAUACAACGUUGGAGCAUGUCUCUUGGGUGCGUAAAGCUCCACCAUAGCACGGUGUCGCUGUCUGCGAGGAGCCGGAGGAUGCCAGAGUUGAGGAGCACGAGCACAUAGGCAGCAUCUGCGGCACGUUGUUGCUUCUCUUGGCACGGCAUCGCCCACGAGCGCGAGCUGCCCGGCCGCCAUGAUGCUGUGGCGAGCGGCGUUGCUUUGCGAAUGCUGUGGCAUAGCGUUGCUGCACUAGUGGCACCCGGUAGUGGCAAGCCUUCCAUGGUCCACAUGGACGGUUUAGGGCUACUAUUCUACUGGAGUGCACGACAACUAAUCCGGAUACGAUAGAUGUCUCCAAGCAAGAACCAACCACUAAUUCGACCUGUUUCAGGGAUACCAAUGAAAUAGAAUCGACAAUGGUUUUAGGGAUCCUAUAAUUUAGUCAAAGCAAUAAUUUUUGUGUAUCCCUUCCCUUGACACAUGCACCUUUCUAUAUAUAUAACUCGGUCAAGCGGUAACCUCGCUGCAGAACAGGAGUAGCCGAGAAGACGAAAGCGGCUAUGGCGGCUCACAAUCGCAGUCGAAGCCCCGAGUCAACUCGCCGUCGUGCUCAUCUUCAUCGCUCUCUCAAGCCAUCCAAGCCCAACCAACACCAUCCUCGUGAACGUUGUCGACAAACCGCAGGCCACCCGUUGCCAGGAUGCAAUUUCGCUAUGGUGUGGCCGACAGGGCUUGCGACGCGGGCGAUCCUGACCGGCUUCGACGCCGGCCUCUCGGCGCGUGGCCUCGCAGAUGACUUGGAGCAUGUGGCAGGCACGGUCUGGCGCUGCCGGGUCAAGACUUCCAUCACGCCGCCUAAGUCCUACCCGGACUUCCAUCUACCUGCCAUCCUUGCUGCCGCGGUGCUCCACCCGGACGGGCCGUCGCGGCACGGUCGCGUGGCCCCUCACGCCUUCGUCCACUUCGAGCAGCUCAAGGCUGCGAACCACGCCGGUGACUUCUUCAAGAUGCGAAUCUCUGCGCAGAACACCUACCUACUACAUGGCCGAGCGGCCUGCCCGCGAGACGGUGGCACCGACAUGAGGCGCCCGAUGCUCUUCCCGGACUCGUGUGUCGAGUUUGGCGACAUCGUGCCGCCCGACACCUUCUUCGUCGCCUGGCGCGGGACCGACCACUCCGCCUCGGCAGUUGACUUCAUCGUCGACCCGUCCGUCGGUUGCUGCCGGCUGCUGUUCUCUCGCGACACUGCCUUCACGUUCCCCGACCUCUGCCGUCGCCCCACAGUGGUGCUGUGCUGUGACAUCAAGCUCGAGUUCUCCGUCAGCAAUGUCGCUGAGGUCCUGGUGUUCGAGGCUGAUGACUCGCUGAUCCUACGGCUCUCGGCCGCGCCCCUCGUGUACUACCGCACGGCAGGCGACGACGUCCAAGAUCGCGUGCCCUUCCACCUGAUCGACACUGACGACGACCCGUGGAUACGAACCACCGAUGUCACCCCAAGUGGUGCAAUCGGCCGGUGCUCGGCGUAUCGGGUCUCCUUCGGAGCAAUGUUCUGGCCAACUAUGAGGACCGCACUGAAGUACAUGGAGAGGCAGGGGGUGCCUGUUGACGUUCGAGAUAGCCGUUGGCUGGGGUUCACCGUGCUUGAGGAGCCGGACUUCGGGCGGCCAAUGCAGCACGUGUUCUUCUCCCUGCGGCAAGAUGAAGACCUGUGGUUUCCGGAGCUGUACUUGGUUAAUGUGCUGAUCCACAAUAGGAUAGUCAAUCUGCACCAGCUGACGUCUGAGUUCUUCAGUUUGCUGAGGAGAGCACAUGAAGAUGUCAAUGUUGCUGCGUUGACAGAAUUGUUUGGUGCAAAGCUUCAAGUUUGUAGUAAUCCAUGCUCGAGGUUGAAGAACGCGCAGGAUAGGGCGACCAAGAAUCUCAAUCUUCUCUUUCAUGGCAGCAGCAGAAAGCUUGGUGAUUUCAAUGCUGAGGUGCGAAGGCUGAUCAUCACUCCCACCAGGACAUACUGUAUGCCACCUCAACUGGAGCGCUCUAACCGCGUUACCCGGCAUUAUCAUCAAUUGUCAGAUCGCUUCUUGAGAGUUGCUUUUGUGGAUGAGGGUAUGCUGCCACUGAACGCUAAUGCAUUGAGCCUCCAAGUGGUGCCUCUUGUUAAGGACUUGAUGUCCAGCCCUACCCAACAGAUGACAACAGUUUACAGGCGUGUCCAAACAAUCUUGACAGAGGGAUUCACCAUGUGCGGCAGGAAAUACUCGUUCCUUGCAUUUUCAACGAGCCAGCUGAAGCAAAAGUCAGCUUGGUUCUUUGCUGAGGAUGGAACAACAACUGUCGCAAGCAUGAAGGAGUGGAUGGGGCAGUUCCCGAUUAGGAAUCCUGCAAAGCACGCUGCUCGAAUGGGGCUGUGCUUCACAUCUUCGUAUGCAACGGUGACAAUGCAGCCUUGUGAGGUCGAUGAGUAUCUUGAGGAUGUCAUUCAUAAUGGAUACAAUUUCUCUGAUGGAAUUGGGAUGAUCACGCAGGACCUCGCGUUGGAAGUUGCCAAGAGGUUACAACUAACAGAUAUCUACGCCCCAUCCACAUACCAGAUUAGAUAUGCAGGGUUCAAGGGUGUUGUAGCUGUCUCGACGGGACAAAAUGAUGGGAUGCGGAUGUCUCUUAGGCCAAGCAUGAGGAAGUUUGAGUCUGCACACUCUGUGUUAGAAGUGCUGUCCUGGACAAAGUUUCAGCCAUCUUUCUUGAACCGCCAGAUUAUAACAUUGCUGACCAGCUUGGGUGUCCCGGAUGCUGUUUUUUGGCAAAUGCAGGAAGCGAUGCUAGGUAAUCUCAAAAGGAUUUUAUCAGACAACAAUGUGGCGUAUGAGGUCGUGACAAACUCAUGUCCUGAGCAUGGAAGUACUGCAGGACUGAUGCUGAGUGCUGGCUUUGCUCCUGCAACUGAGCCACACCUGAGGGCAAUGCUAUUGGCCAUCUGCGCCUCACAGAUGCAGGGUCUUUUGGAUAAAACAAGGAUUUUUGUGCCAAAGGGAAGGUGGUUGAUGGGCUGUCUUGAUGAACUUGGGAUCCUUGAGCAAGGACAAUGUUUUAUCCAGGUCUCAACACCAUCACUCAACAACUGUUACGUGAACCGUGGUUCGAUAUUUCCAUCGGAAUACAAAAAUAAUGCAGAGAUUAUUGUUGGUACAGUUGUAAUGGCGAAGAACCCAUGCCUUCAUCCAGGGGAUGUUCGUAUCCUUGAAGCGGUGGAUGUCCCUGAACUGCAUCACCUUGUUGAUUGCUUGGUCUUCCCCCAAAAAGGGGAGAGACCACACGCCAAUGAAGCUUCUGGUAGCGAUCUUGAUGGCGACAUCUAUUUUGUGACGUGGGAUGAAAAUCUUGUACCUCCUGGGAGACAGAGCGGCACCCCUAUGGACUACUUCCCGGCUAAAACGAAACAACUACCACGUGAAGUACAUCAAUCUGAUAUCAUUGAUUUCUACUUGGAGAGCAUGGUAAACGACAACCUUGGUCGAAUAUGCAAUGCUCAUGUUGUUCAUGCUGAUCGGAGCGAUGAUGGAGCAAUGGAUCCGAAGUGCAUUCAGUUGGCCAAACUUGCAGCUAUUGCUGUGGACUCCGCAAAGACUGGGGAAAUUGUGAGAAUGCCACCAUCCCUUUCACCAAAAGAAUAUCCUGACUUCAUGGGAAAGGGGGAUGCCAUCUCCUACAAAUCAAAAAAGAUCCUUGGAAGGCUCUAUCGAUCAAUUCUAAGGGAAAAUGGCGAUGAUUUUGUGUCACAAGGUACAUGCAUUUCAAAUGAGACUCCAUAUGACAUUGAUCUAGAAGUUCCUGGUGCCUUAAGUUUUCUUGAGGAUGCUUGGCAAUGUAAGUGCCUGUACGAAGCACAACUAAAUACCCUGCUCAGUCAAUAUGGUCUGCGUAGUGAGGCUGAGCUUGUGACAGGGGAGAUAUGGCCACUAGUCGGAUAUAACAAGUAUCAAUAUCAAUUAAAAGAGAGGAUCAACUAUGCAUAUUCCAAACUCCACCAAGAGUUCCGAAGUAUCUUUGAAAGCAUUGAUAUCUCCUAUUGUGACAACAAAAACCUAGCAUAUGAGAUGAAGGCAUCUGCAUGGUACCAAGUAACGUAUCACCCCGAAUUCAUCCGAUUAAGGGAGCCUGAUGAUGAGAAAACACCUGCAAGACUUAGUUUUGCAUGGAUUGCAGUUGAUUACUUGGCACAAAUAAAGAAGAAGUGUCAUGGAGAAAUGAAAGUUGAAGAGGGAAGGUCAGCCUACAUUUUCUAAGUGGAUCUGGCAAGCAACAGUGCAUUGACUUGAUGCAUCCUAUAUAUUUAAAGCAAGACCACUACCAUUUUGCUUUUCAGAAUGUAUAAUUUAUCUACUGUAUAUGACCUUAUUAGAAAGAGCUCUAUAUCACGUAGUGAUGUUUUGUUUCAUAUUCCACCUCAAGUGACUGAACAAACUUUAGGGGUUGUUGAAUUUGUACCGAAUUGCUUAAUCUGUUCAGCAUUUCACUUCCGAUGGGGGAAGUUUAUCUUAAA
Messenger RNA from Sorghum bicolor (sorghum), 7818 nucleotides. Its product is annotated as probable RNA-dependent RNA polymerase SHL2. Gene Ontology annotation, molecular function: RNA-directed RNA polymerase activity. Bases 3842 to 7561 code for a protein of 1239 amino acids. Gene Ontology annotation, biological process: siRNA processing. Gene Ontology annotation, cellular component: nuclear RNA-directed RNA polymerase complex. The record is from RefSeq and is a predicted model, not a curated record. The transcript is spliced from 2 exons. Lineage: Eukaryota; Viridiplantae; Streptophyta; Magnoliopsida; Poales; Poaceae.